AUGGCGGCCAUCGGAAAAUUUUCUCUUCUGGCGGCGAGGAUCCCCACUAGCCUUCUUACCAGAGAACUCUCCCGGAACUUGCGUCUUUCUCCGAGCUUUUUCUUCCGCAGAUAUGAACCAUACACUCGAGGCUUAAGCUUCUGCACCAAAGCUAACAAUCAACCCACUGCAAUUCAGGCCACCAAACAUGAAAUUCCCAGCUUGAAGACCAGCCCUUGUUUGGAUAAUAACAACCAGGCUACCUCCAUGAAGCUCAACAUGAUUUCCAACCUGACGGUGUCCGAAAAACACGAUAAUGCCAUUCUAAUCAUAUGCAAAGUCUGCGGGGCACGAUCGCUCAAAACCAUGGCUGGCGAUUCAUACAAGAAAGGCGUGGUUAUUGCCAAGUGUGAUGCCUGUAACAAUUUGCAUAUUAUUGCUGAUAAGUUGGGAUUGUUUGGGGAGCCUGGUAGUGUUAGUGUGGAGGACUUUUUGGCUGCUCGUGGGGAGGAAAUCAAGACCAGAGGUCCGUGUAGCACUGUGAACCUCCUGAAGGUGAAAAAAACCAGAAAAACAACCCAGAACAAACCCAAGGGAAAAACCAAGGGAAAAACCAAGGAUCUUGCUGGAAAUAAAGAAACUUAG
This is a messenger RNA of Striga hermonthica, 624 nucleotides long. The record is from the annotation of a GenBank genome assembly. Lineage: Eukaryota; Viridiplantae; Streptophyta; Magnoliopsida; Lamiales; Orobanchaceae.